Striga hermonthica is the source of this 738-nucleotide messenger RNA. The record is from the annotation of a GenBank genome assembly. Lineage: Eukaryota; Viridiplantae; Streptophyta; Magnoliopsida; Lamiales; Orobanchaceae.
AUGGAUCUUGAAGAGUGGGAGCUCCUUCCUGACCAUGGAUUUCUCGAUGAGGACGCUGGCAAAAAGGUUUACUCGCCCAAACGAUCGGGUGUUUUUGAGAUGGAUUACUUCAUCUGCCCCCCAAAAUCAGUCGAAACAACAACAACAACAACAACAGUAGGUGAUGAGCUUCAUAUUAAUCAGCUCUUGCCUGUGCAGAUUGAUCUGGGGCCACCUAAGAUUGUGGCAGAAGCAGGAAAGGUGGCAUCUUUGAGUGAUCAGCAAGACACAGUUUCACAGGUUUUCUUCAAGAAACUGAAGGAAACCGAGUUUGUGGAGAUGAAGAUGGAGUCACCAAGGUCCGGGCCGAGCAGGGGAGUCGUGCCUCAGCUGGAUUUCCAGUUUGAUGAGGAGGAAGAGGUUAACAACAAGAGUGUGGAUCAAAAUUCGGAUAAGAAGUUGGAUGGUGAAGAUGAGCAAGGUGGGAUGAACAACAUAUGGAAAUGGAGCUUAACCGGGAUCGGUGCAAUUUUCUCAUUUGGAGUUGUUGCUGCCACUUUCUGCAUCAUUGGCCUCAACAGCCAACGUAUACAUCCCAAGCAGAAGCUUCAGUUUCAGGUUUACACCAGUGAUCAGAGAAUCCAGCAAGUGGUUCGUCAUGCGAGUAAGCUAAAUGAAGCGAUUUUGGGCGUGAGAGGAGUUGCGAUUACCAGGGCUCAUAUAACUUUUGGUGGCUACUAUGAUGGAUCCUCUCUUUGA